Molecule: messenger RNA, 3517 nt
Organism: Haplochromis burtoni (Burton's mouthbrooder)
Lineage: Eukaryota; Metazoa; Chordata; Actinopteri; Cichliformes; Cichlidae
Product: galectin-related protein
Exons: 5
Coding region: 358-903 (181 amino acids)
Molecular function (GO): carbohydrate binding
Source: RefSeq, a predicted model, not a curated record
CCCCAACCUAGAAACCCCCCAAAGAAUCCAAACAAUGCGUUGUCUAAUUGGGUGAAGGGUUGAGGGAAAUCUGUCUGAUUAGCCUUCUCCAACAGACGGGGAUUAAGCUUUUGGUCUGUAAUUAUUAUAAAGCAUACGUCAGCAGACAUCCACCCAUUUCAGUGGAGCAGAGGGAUCCUGCGAGGUGACUGUGCUCUCUCUCAGGCCAAGUCAGACGCGAGGACCCAAGAAUAGGAGCAGUACUGGAGCAGGAACAGGAAUAUCCUCCUGAGUCAGUGCCACGACGCUGACAAACCACGCUCCCCGGCAGAGCUGCCUCUGCUCCGAUAAUCAGCAUCCUAUGCUAUUCUGCUCAAGAUGGCGGUGCAGGCAGCGGAGAAGGACGGAGUAGUGUUGAAGAAUGUGGAAGAAGACCACCUGAAUGACUCGCUGGGGAACCCCGGCCUCAUCUCACCUGACAAGGAGGAUUUAUCACGCCUCCUGACGGUGCCAUUCAGCGGGCGCAUCCGGGGGGGCAUGCGGCCGGGGAAGAAGAUAAUAGUGAUGGGCAUCGUGGACCUGGAGCCAGACAGCUUUGAUGUCAGCCUGACCUGCGGACGUGAUUCAGAGAAAGGGGAGCCUCCAUUUGAUGUGGCCCUGAAACUCACGGCUCGUUUCACUGAUCGUCAGUUCCUUCGCAGCGCUCGGGUUUCUGGGAAAUGGACAGAGGAGGAGGCGUCCACUGUGUAUUUUCCCUUCAUCCCUGAUCAGCCUUUUAGGAUUGAGAUCCACUGCGAGCACCAGAGGUUCCGGAUAUUCGUGGAUGGACACCAGCUCUUUGACUUUUAUCACAAAGUAAAAUCUUUGCCCUCUAUCGACACAGUACGAAUACAAGGAGACCUACAGAUUACCAAGCUCGGUUAACUUGCCCUCUGACCAAUUCCCGCUCCGCAAGUCGUGUGUGAAGCAAGGACUUGAUCACACAUGACCACACACACACGUGCGCCUGUUACAUCAUCAUCCAUAGCCCAUCGUACAGCACUGCAUCAGCAUAGUAACUGGAUCAAAGUUUUUCUGCUUUGCUGUUUCUUCUUCUUCCUCUUCUUUAUGUUGAACCAGGAUCUGAUGUGAUGGUGCUUUGUGGGUGAAUGUGUUUGAUCCAUUUUUCAGGUAUUUUUCCCUUGUAGCCCCAGUUUUUAGAUCAGCGAACUUGUAGCUUAUUUAUAGGACAUUCCACUUUUAUGUCGAAUCCUUUAGGGAAUUUGAGAUGGAGGCAGGUGUGGAGGUUUGAAAAAACCAGUUAGAUAAAAAUAUCUGACAAUUAGCAGCUAAAGUGAAAGUUAAGUGUUGCUCAUGGAUAGAACAAAAUCAAAAACUUAAACUCAAUUCAACUCACUUUGUUUAAACAUACAAGCGUCCUCUUAAAUCUUUUGCUGACCAAGCAACGUGAACAAAUGUGCAGUAAAACUCAGACAGGCCAGAGCAGUGUUCCCAAAUCAGGCAGAUACAUGAUGUUAUGCGAGAUGCAACUGGUUUCAAUUAAAAUAUACCUGGACAUAUAUGUAUAUUUGAUAUGCUUUAGUUAGAUUGAGCUCAGCACAGCUGGAUGUGUAACUAUUUCAAAAACUCAUCUGAGCACAACACAAGACAGCAUAGCGGCCUGUUUUCUCUCUGCUGAUGUAUAUCCAACUCUGCUGGCACUCCUCUGCAUCCCUUGGGUUUAUUCCAGUUGUCAUGGUAACACGUCGCAGCCUCAUUGACCUAAAUACUCAAAAAUGAGGAUUAUAUCAUGACAAGAUGUAGCAUCCCAUGCUUAACACAGCGUGUCUGGGUAGUUUGCACUUUUCUUUUUUUUUUUUCUUUUUUUUAACUACAGCCACUCUCCUGUCAGUAGAUUGCGCUAUAGAGGCAGCAGAGCUGCUGAGAAAUGAAUUUAAAAUUUGACUUCUGCUCCUUUUUUCUUUUGCAAGCCUCAUCAGAGUUGAACACUAAAAUAAGAUAGAAGUUUUACUCCUUAUAUGAAGAAGAAACCAUGCUGUCAUCGAGGUCACAGGUUCAGCCGGGUGCAGGUUCAGUCACACAUUUUGGAGUCAGGGGUCAGAUCCUGGGGGUACUUUGAAUGUAUAGGGUUGAUGUUUUUUGUUUAUCUUUUUUUUUCUAAUAGUAGCAUAGAAGAUAUAGUGAUGCACAGAUUAAUUUCUCAAUGUCACAGUUUUUGGUGGUAUGGCUGGUGCUGUUUUAGUCCAUUAUAGGUCUUGUGUGUCUCAUGGCUUUUUAAAAAAAGAAAAAGGUUUUCCUGAAUCAUUCCUCAUCGGCAUCUUGCCCACACUGAUGCAGUCUCAUCCUUUCCUAGCGCUGCAGGCUGUGUUUUAGAAGUGUAACUAACACAAAUGUCUGGUCUCUUAUGCGUUGUUUUCUUUAUGACAGUUUCCUUCACUGGGGCAGGGAGCAAGUUCUAAAAAAUAUAGAGAAGAGAUCUUCAAGUUAAACCCACAAGUAUUGUGUGUAUGAAAUCUUAAGGUGCUCUGUUUACACUCUUCCAGUAUCAACGUUGAUUAUGCGUUAUCAGGUUGUUGUUUUUUUUUUUUUUUUUUUCCAUACUCUAGAAAGAUGUAAAAACUCACUGCAGACAUUAAAAGGUACUUUUUUUUUUUUUUUUUCUGUUUAUGCAUUUGUGUUUUUUGGCACAACUUCACCUACUUCUAAUAUGCAGGUAGGAGAAGGAAAAGUCUGAGGAAGACAAAGCUCUUGCAAAAAGCUGGCCAGAUUUGUUCUAGACAAAUGGCUUAGGGCAGCAAUAAAGUUUCUUUGUUGCUGAAGCCUUGACCUCUUUAAAGGGUUUUAUAAGAAAAAUGAUUUAAGUUUAAGUUAUGUUCAUGGGUCAGUUAUUAGCCUGAAUAUAUUUGCCAAGUUGUGAAAAAUCUCUUUUGUGUGUAAUUAAAAUUGUAUUUAUUAAAAGUUGGUAAACGGCUAUUACCAGUCCCACUUUUAGAAAUGUUAAUAAAUCAUUAAAGUUUCCUGGGUUUAUAAAGAUGCAUUAAAGCUGAAAUUAUAAACGUUGAUAAGCUGUUCAUGAAUAAUAGAUACACUCUGGUGCAGAUGCCCUGCAGCUGUUUCCCAGACACUUAAAAGAACAAGGCACGUGUCAUUUCACAUGAAGGGUUAGCCAAGGGGGUUUUUCACAACUGAAAUGUUUCCUGAAACUGCUCAUAAAUGUGAUUUAUUAUACAUUUAUAACACGUUAGGGGGUGUAACAGAAACCAAAGUCAUGAUACAAAUAGUACAUUGUGAAGGUCAUUCAGGUACAGAAGUAUCAUGCAUCACAAUAAUGGAAAAAUGGAAUGGCGUAUGCUGUUUUUCUAGAAUUAUUACAUUGUUAGAAAUCAUUAAACCAUUCAAUAGAAAUUCACAGAAUAAAUGAUCACAACUUGUAAAUGUUGGAAAGCGGCACUGCUGGUUCUGUUUAUGACAGUAAAACCUAAACCAGGUUUCAUGAGCCUGUUUGAUCCCUUUUGAGGACUUUUUUUUUUUUUUUUUA